Cantharellus anzutake is the source of this 837-nucleotide messenger RNA. RefSeq lists its product as uncharacterized. The transcript is spliced from 5 exons. NCBI's taxonomy places the organism in Eukaryota, Fungi, Basidiomycota, Agaricomycetes, Cantharellales, Hydnaceae. The record is from RefSeq and is a predicted model, not a curated record. The coding region runs from base 1 to 837 and encodes 278 amino acids.
AUGCAGUACUCCACCCUUCCAUGCCAACAGUACUAUGUACUGCCGCAGGAUUCUAUCCUUGCUACUCAGUCAUUCAGAAAGGGGCGCGUGUUUGCGUCUACAUCUCAAUAUACUGGACAAAUCGGAAAUGAAUGCCACGGCAUCGUUGAUCUGCCAGCUGGCUGGAAACGGGAGGUUUUCAGGAUCUGUCAAUCUACAGGACAAUGCCUUAAAGAUUGCAUCAUCAUUAAGUCCUACAAAAGGAAAACUUUUCACAAUAUUGAGGCACCAAAACCCGUCCAUGCAGUGCAUUACAAGUCUUUCUUUGAGCCACUGUCUGAGUGGCACGGUGUUCCGUACUCGGUCGAUCAGCGUAUGAGCAGCAAGAUUGUUCAUCAGCGCUGGGUUGGCGCCUCAGGAGAGGAACCUAUGUGGGUUUCCGAGGGAUUAUGGAUCCGUGUUAAGGAUGGCUUGAUCUCAUACCAUGAGGACGUUGACUUUGAGGUUGUUCCACGUGCUAUUGGGCUUUUUAUGGUGCACGAAAGCUCCGAAUAUGGGGGCUACCCCAUCGGGGAUUGGGCAGGCUUGUCUUACGACAUAUUGACAGGAGAUCUGCUUCAAGCUCUUCAAGACUAUGUUCAGGCAUACCUUGCGGCCGUGCAAGCAAACCCCAUGUAUCAACGACAGCUGCACCUUCCCAAACAUCAGCAAGUUCCUGUCUUGGAUCCUCCAGAUCCUACAGAAGACCCGCUAGAUGUUGCCGGGUUAUUCAAUUUGGGUUCAACACUUUGGUCAAAAUUUAACAAUAUGUUUUUAAAUGCUCGCGAAUCCCUGCCUGGCCCUCCUGAGGCACACUAG